CGGUUCCGCGCGCUGCCACCCCUGCGGCCGCCGCUGUCCCCAAGCUGGGCUACCGGAGGCGCUGCACAGACACUCGCCUCUGGCCACCGCCACCGGCUCCUGCUGCUGCCGCCCAGAGGACAAACGAGCCUCUGCCCGCGAUUUCCCCGCGGCGGCCGCGUUGCGGAAAGCUGAGCCGGUGGGCGCGAGCUGCAGGACACUAUGGAGUUCUUUCCUCGCUUCGGAGUUGCUUGAGUUGGCAGAGCCUCGCUGGGGUUCCCUGCUUUCUGCUCCCUGUUCCCUUCGGGGCUCGCCGCUCACCGCUUACCCGGUUGUUGCCCACCGCUGUGCCAGGGAGCCCAGGCUCCAGAGCUCCUGUCCCGAGUCCAUUGGGGGGCAAAAGAGGGGCUGUCGCCAGCCAAGGGGCACUGUCUUCUCUCAGCUGACCCAUCUAUUUUUCCAUGGCGUCUCGUCAACAAACCCGAAUCCAGGCUUACCUGGAGAAAAACAAGAUCGGUCCUCUGUUUGAGGAAUUAAUGACCAAGCUAAUAACUGAGACACCAGACCAGCCAAUCCCAUUUCUCAUUGACCAUCUUCAGUCCAAGCAAGGAAACCGAGGACAGCUGCAAAGAACUUUGUCUGGGUCAGCAGCCCUCUGGGCAGAAAGUGAACCAUCAGUACCUGGCUACUCAGGAUUUCUGCGUAGAUUUCCAUCAACAAUAUUGGUGUAUGGCUGUGUCUUUGUCUUUGUUGAGGGCAAAGCUGGUCUUAAGAGGAAGAAAGUAACCCAGACCCAGAAAGACAAACACGUUCCAAGGUCAGUAGAACAUCCUCAGUGGAACUGGCGGACUAAACCACAAAGCCGUGAUUUUGAUGAAUUGAACCACAUCCUUCAAGAGAGCAAGAAGCUGGGGAAAGCCCUUGAGAAUCUCUCUCGAAGUAUUGCAAUUUCAGAUGAACUUGAUAAGGAAACAGUGGCUUUCAAUUCUUCUCUUCUGAGACCCCGCGUGAUUGGGGAGUGGAUUGGCAGAGCAGAAAAUGACGCUGAUCCCCUCGCUGCUGAGAUGCUGCAGCCCCCGGUUCCACGGAGUAAGAACGACCCAUGGGAAAGUGAAGAGAGCAGCCCUAGCCCCGCAGGAAGCUUAAAGAUGGAGCCCAAGACAAAAGGAUUAAAACAGCAGCAGCAGCAGCAUAAGAAACUUCUGGCUGCAAUGCUUUCCCAGGAUUCCUUCGAGUCUGUCCACAGCCCCACCCCAUCUGUCAUAGAAGAAGACAUUGACAAUGAAGACGAUGCAAUGGAGUUGCUGGAAGAUCUGGACGACUUAAGAAUGGAGGGCGUUACUACCCUGGUUCUUUCUGGGAGCAAAUUUAACCAAGGUCGUCCUAUGCACCCUGCUGAGCCACAGGCCAAAGUCACUCUGAACAUCUGUUCAAGGUGUGCCAGGCUUCAAGGGGACAAUCUGAUGGAAAGGACAGAUGACACACUACUACUUCAUUCUCCAGAGGAGAUGAUCCCAGAUUCACUGGAUUCUUUACCUGGGACUGAAGAAACCCUCAUGGAGGAAGGUGAAGAUUUUGAGAGAACAUCAAAAUUAACAGAACUUGGAGAAGACUCCAGUGGAGGACACUCUUUGAAAUCCUACAUGGAAGAAGAUGAGUCUUUAAAGCAAUUGCAGGUUGUGCAUCAGCCAUGGCUCUUGCCAAGCGACACAGAAAGUGAAGGCAUUGAAGCAGAGCAGGACAAACGUCUGUCUCUGAAACAAGCAAAGGAUGUUCCAAGUGGUCCUUAAGGAGACUGAAGCUGACUAAAUCCUUAC
This is a messenger RNA of Microtus ochrogaster (prairie vole), 1796 nucleotides long. It is a transcript of the gene C18H8orf34, whose product is annotated as linkage group 5 C8orf34 homolog. The coding region runs from base 441 to 1769 and encodes 442 amino acids. Lineage: Eukaryota; Metazoa; Chordata; Mammalia; Rodentia; Cricetidae. The record is from RefSeq and is a predicted model, not a curated record. The transcript has 14 exons.